This is a messenger RNA of Racocetra persica, 265 nucleotides long. NCBI's taxonomy places the organism in Eukaryota, Fungi, Glomeromycota, Glomeromycetes, Diversisporales, Gigasporaceae. The record is from the annotation of a GenBank genome assembly.
UACACUUAUAAUUCUAUGGCAUUCUAAGACAGAAAUGCUAACUAGACAUCCUUCGAGUAUCAAUUUAAAUACAGACAAGGAUGAAAAGGACGUUUCCAUUAUUACCAACACCACCGAUACCGGCACUAAUACACACAAUAACAUAAUUUCGACAGAGAAAGCUGUUAAACAAGUAAUAACCGUUGCAAAACUCGUGGGUGAAAGCUUUGAUAGAACAAUGUCUACCGGUACUGACGAAGUUUUAAACGGUAAGAAUCACUUUUAA